AAGCGUGUUCUUCAUCCUCUUACUUUCACACUCUCUUUUCUCCCUCUCAUCGAAUCCUUACACUCCGAUUCCGAAUCUCAGGUCUCUCCAUUUCCGAAUUACUUCUUCUUCUUCCGAUUCACUUCACUGAGUCAACUCAGUUCAAUUUCCAGAUUUCUUCCUCUCUUUCUCUUCGCCAUCUGAGUUUCUUCUCGAUCUUUCUCUCUCAGCUGUUUGUUUGUUCAGUGGUUGGUCUGUUCAUUUCAUCGCCAUUGGCUUUUCUGGUUUGUUUAUCGCUAAUCUUUCUCUUUUUUGGCGAUUGGAUUUUCUUCCCUUUUGAGAAGGAGCUACACUGUGGCAUGGGUUUAAUUCUUGUACUUAUUCUAUUUGAUUUUGGAUUUUCUCCGGUUCGAUGAUUCCCAUGGAAAUUUCCGUGAAAUUUACGAAUCUUCGUUUCGUUUGUUUCUUAUUGUUUCCCUCUGUUUUUCUUGCUAUUGAUUUCGUUUUUUAAUCCAAGUUUUUGAUUCUGGAAAUUUUGGUUAUCGAGGUGUUAGGGUUUUGUGUUGAAAAUGACGGCACCGGUGUCGAUUGAUGGGAAGGGGAAGGGAAGUAUUGAGAAUUUGGUGUCUGCUACUAGGUCGUUGAAGGCUAGUUUAGAGAAAUCUAGGGAUUUAGGGUUUGCGUUGCAGAAAGCUGGGUCGAGAUUGGAGGAUAUUAGCCAAAGAUUGCCGACUUUAGAAGCAGCUGUUCGGCCUAUUCGUGCUGAUAAGGAAGCUCUCGUCGCCGUCGGUGGCCAUAUAAAUCGAGCUGUUGGCCCAGCGGCGGCGGUGCUUAAGGUUUUUGAUGCGGUUCAUGGCCUUGAAAAGUCUCUGUUAUCGGACCCGAGGAAUGAUCUGCCUGGUUAUUUGUCGGUGUUGAAACGUAUGGAAGAGGCAUUGAGGUUCUUGGGAGAUAACUGUGGACUUGCAAUCCAGUGGUUAGAGGACAUAGUUGAGUAUUUGGAAGAUAAUAAUGUUGCUGAUGAGAGAUAUCUUGCGAAUUUGAAGAAAUCUUUGAAAAUUUUGAGGGAUUUGCAGAGUGAUGAGGAUAGAAUUCGGCUUGAUGGGGGGCUUUUGAAUGCUGCUUUAGAUAAACUAGAGAACGAGUUUAGGCGUCUUUUAACGGAGCACAGUGUGCCCCUUCCCAUGUCGUCUUCCCCGUCGCUCGGUGAGCAGGCGUGCAUUGCUCCAUCUCCAUUGCCUGUGACUGUUAUUCAAAAAUUGCAGGCUAUUCUUGGGAGAUUGAUUGCUAAUAAACGACUCGAUAGAUGCAUAUCCAUUUACGUUGAAGUUCGUAGUUCUAACGUUAGGGCUAGUUUGCAGGCUCUUGAUUUGGAUUACUUGGAGAUAUCGGUUUCCGAGUUCAACGAUGUGCAGAGCAUUGAAGGGUACAUUGCAAAAUGGGGAAAGCAUUUGGAGUUUGCUGUGAAACACUUGUUUGAAGCUGAGUUCAAGCUUUGUAAUGAUGUUUUUGAGAGGAUUGGAUUGGAUGUUUGGAUGGGCUGCUUUGCAAAGAUAGUAACACAAGCAGGUAUUCUUGCAUUUCUUCAAUUUGGGAAGACUGUAACAGAGAGCAAGAACGAUCCUAUUAAGCUAUUGAAGUUGUUAGAUAUCUUUGCAUCCUUGAACAAACUGAGACUCGACUUUAAUCGGCUCUUUGGCGGGGCUGCGUGUUUGGAAAUUCAAAACCUGACUCGGGAUCUCAUUAAGCGGGUUAUCGAUGGCGUGGCCGAGAUUUUCUGGGAACUUCUAGUUCAGGUGGAGUUACAGAGGCAAAACUCUCCACCUUUAGAUGGGGCAGUUCCAAGGUUGGUUAGCUUCAUUAUUGAUUACAGUAAUAAACUGCUCAGUGACGAUUAUCGGCCGAUCCUGACCCAAGCUCUCGUCAUUCACCGAAGUUGGAAGAAGGAAAAGUUCCAAGAGGGUCUUCUUAUCGGUGAGGUUACGAACCUUGUUAGAGCCAUCGAGCAGAAUCUGGACGCUUGGAUAAAGGCUUAUGAAGAUUCUACCUUGUCGAACUUUUUCGCCAUGAACAACCAUUGGCAUCUACAUAAGCACCUCAAAGGAACGAAAGUUGGAGAACUAAUGGGAGAGAAAGUAAAGGAACAUGAACAGUACAAGGAUUACUAUGCUGCAGUUUUCUUGAGGGAUAGCUGGAGUAAACUUCCUAGCCAUUUAAGCAGGGAGGGCUUGAUCAUGUUCUCGGGUGGGCGUGCUACUGCCCGUGAUCUCGUCAAGAAACGUCUUAAGACGUUCAAUGAAGCUUUUGAAGACAUGUAUAAGAAGCAAUCAGUCUGGGUUAUAACUGACAAAGAAUUGAGGGAGAAGACAUGCCAGCUUAUAGUUCAAACAAUCGUGCCUGUUUAUCGCAGCUACAUGCAGAAUUAUGGUCCUCUAGUCGAGCAAGACCCGAGUUCGAGUAAGUAUGCGAAGUACACCGUACAGAAUCUGGAGAAAAUGUUACUGUCCCUUUAUCAGCCAAAGCCACUUAGGUUCAGCAGCCUUAAAGUUAGGCAGACUAGUGGGAAAUUCAGCAAUGGCGCAGCCGAUCAUCGUCGUUCCAACUCCAUGGUUAUGUAACCAUCCAACCACCAUUUUUGUGCUGUGUAUAACCCGGGAAGAAGCCACAUCGAUGGAUGAUCGAAUUCGACUCCUGUAUCCCAAAUUGCUAGACACCUCGAACGGUUUCGUACAAUCACUUCAUUUGAUGCAAAGGAGAAAAGCUUUUCUAUACGUUGUCAUCGUCAUCUAAUGCUUUUCUCCGAAGAAUCGUCGAUGGGGCGUCUAAAAUCAUUCUCUAGCCGCAACGAGGAAUGAAAUACUGGCUCCCUAGCUCACGAGGAUUCUGCAUCUGGCUUUGUGAGCUGAAUGAAAAACAACCUCAGACAGCCAUGAUAGAUGAUCAGGUUUGUAGAUGAUACUUUAAAAUAUACUUAUUGGUAUUCCAUUUCCUUUCACUCAUUGAUUAAUCAAGCCAGAUGAGCAUCAGCAGUAGUCUUAUCUGCUUGUGAUGAUGCCUCAUGAUUCUUUCUUUGCUGUCUGUUCUUUUUCUGGAUAAUGAGAAUAGUUAGCCAUUGUUCUUAAUUCAUUGAUUGUGACACCGGAAGUUCAUAGCA
Cucurbita pepo subsp. pepo (vegetable marrow) is the source of this 3133-nucleotide messenger RNA. RefSeq names its product exocyst complex component EXO70A1. Gene Ontology annotation, biological process: exocytosis. The record is from RefSeq and is a predicted model, not a curated record. Gene Ontology annotation, molecular function: phosphatidylinositol-4,5-bisphosphate binding. NCBI's taxonomy places the organism in Eukaryota, Viridiplantae, Streptophyta, Magnoliopsida, Cucurbitales, Cucurbitaceae. Gene Ontology annotation, cellular component: exocyst.